Messenger RNA from Cryptotermes secundus, 2054 nucleotides. RefSeq lists its product as uncharacterized. Bases 116 to 595 code for a protein of 159 amino acids. Lineage: Eukaryota; Metazoa; Arthropoda; Insecta; Blattodea; Kalotermitidae. The record is from RefSeq and is a predicted model, not a curated record. The transcript is spliced from 2 exons. Gene Ontology annotation, cellular component: cytoplasm.
AUUCACUAUAGAGCAGAGAAGGGCGUGUGGGAAGUUCCGCACACCGUCAUAAGGAUUUUUACUGUUUUUUUUGUGUGUGUGAGGUGGAGAACUGCCGAAUACCUUAAUCAUCGCAAUGCCAAGUAAAGAAGAGAAGUGUGUUUUGUCGGCCAGCAAUAGUAAUACAACGCAAGACUUCCUUGCUAGAGACAUGGAGGAGCUUGUAUCAGAGAUAAAGGAGAACCUACGGUUAUCUGCAGGACUGAAAUCACGACCAGCUUUCUCGGUUCAUCACAAAUCCAGAGCAUCGCCAUAUAGAAUACCCAGCCGGAGUUGGGGCGAUUCAUCUUGUGAUGCGUGUUUAGGAUCGCCGAGUAACAACUGUAGUGGACAUUCGUGUGUCACUGUAAAUAAGAAAUUGUCAAAUAAAUCCUCAGAUUCAACGGCAGCAAGUGAUGAUCCGUACGAGAUGCUACAGGAGCUGCUGCGUGAUGGUAGCCUAAUUAAAGAGGCAGUUCGGCGUCUUCAGAGAGGACUUUCGCCUAAACAGAGGUACUUCUACGAUUCCGACGAAGAAACUCGUAGUCCACUACGAAUGUGCCAUUUGGAGUUGUGAAUAUCCCUCUAAGGCAAGAGGGAAGUUAUUGUUCCUUUGAAAUUCGCAGCCCUGUGGAGGUCUGUAAUGUACGUGAUGACGAUGGUCAACUUUUAAGGCAAAUGUUAAUAGUGUUGAGUGUGUUAACAUUAGUGGAAGUGUUCAGUGGAUUUGGCUGGCGAAGGCCCGCGACUACGGAGGAAGUUCUGUGUUCCGUUGCUGAAGCGGUGAGGGUGCAAGAGAAUGCGACCCGUUGCACAGAAAAAUUUAGCCCUAUUAGAUAAGAACGUUUAAUAUAAAUACCGUUGUUAUAUUUGUUCGUAUUGCCUAUAAAAAGUAAAAACAACUGGAUUACGCUUAAUUUCAGUGUGAUGUAUUUCAACAUUUUUUUUUAUGAAUGUACGCUUAUAAAUACUACUAUGAAUGGAAAUUUCGUUUAUUUCCUGUCGUAUGGUUACUGCUGGAUGAGCACGAUCAAUGUAAAAGGCAGCAAAUUCCGUGCAUGCAGUUAUGUAAUUAAACGUCUUGAAUGGUCUCUACAUUUUCUGAAUGUUAUAACAUGUAAAUCGUUGUAAACUUGUUUGGAAAUCGUUUACCCACUCUUCAGAAAACGUUUUUCCCUCUCGAAAGUUGGUGUUUCAGAACUUUAGUUCACAUGUAUUGUGUAGCACAUUCCUUUUGAAUAAUACUACGAUGUAAAUGUAUAAUGCAGGAAGACGCACUCUGUAAUAAGAUAUUUAUAACCCACUAAAUAUUGUUAAUUUUCCUCUGAUCUCAUGUUUGUCAAUGCAAUGAGCAGGUGUGAUGAAGCAAGGAAUGAUUCAUUAGUUUGUUCUGUUAUAUAUAAACACGUUGCUUAAUAGGUAUGACAGUGUUGAGAAUAAGCACGUGUAAGCAAGCAAAAUGGCGCAUGCAUACUGAUGGAAGAGAUGCUUUUAGAAAGUGCAAAUUUAGUUGCUGAAUAUUGAGGGUGGUUUUCUUAGUUUUUUCUUAUCGCGUAGGGAAAGGCAGUAUUCUUUGUAUCAUUUUUGUGUUGUAAAUGUAUGACUGAAAAGUACAGUGGCAAUCUCUCUUCUUAACAAGUGUAUACUAAUAAUGGAAGUUGUUAGCAGUUGAAAUUAAUUUGUAAAAGGGAGGAAUUAAUACUAUGUUAGGUUCACCAAAAAAUUUGAAGUAAUUGUGUGCAUAUCAAUGAUGGAAACAACCUACAACACAGUAAAUUAAACUGAUGUUUAUUAUUUAAAUAUGGUUCACACAAUUCAGGGAUUAGAUAUGGUACGUUUUUCACUUUGUGAAAAGAAAGCAUUGUUUUUACCUACAAAAAAAUAGUUGUUGCCGAAGGGCAAGUGACGUUUGUACAUAAGGAUUUGAUGAAUGAGUCCAUGCAUUUUUCUUUACUGUGCAUGUUUUAGUGCAUAGGAGUCAUCACUGUCCAUAAUGGUGCAGUUAGAAGUCAUUAAAGUAUUUAAAAAUAUUUAAA